AUGUCGACCGAGCGAACCUUUAUUGCCAUCAAGCCCGACGGUGUCCAGCGAGGACUUGUCGGCAAGAUCAUCAAGCGAUUCGAACAGCGAGGAUUCAAGCUCGUCGCCAUGAAGCUCUGCAUGCCCGGCAAGGAGCACCUCGAGAAGCACUACGCUGAUCUCUCCUCCAAGCCAUUCUUCGCCGGUUUGGUCGAGUACAUGAACUCCGGCCCAAUCUGCGCCAUGGUCUGGGAAGGCCUCAACGUCGUCAAGAUGGGACGAAUGAUGCUUGGCGAGACCAAUCCCCAGGCUUCCCUCCCUGGCUCCAUCCGAGGAGACUACUCCAUCCAGGUCGGCCGAAACAUCUGCCACGGUUCCGACGCCGUCGAGUCCGCCAACCACGAAAUCGCCCUUUGGUUCAAGCCCGAGGAACUCAUGUCCUACGACUCUUGCACCGCCAAGUGGAUCUACGAAUAA
Oikopleura dioica is the source of this 456-nucleotide messenger RNA. NCBI's taxonomy places the organism in Eukaryota, Metazoa, Chordata, Appendicularia, Copelata, Oikopleuridae. The record is from the annotation of a GenBank genome assembly.